AUGUCCACAACAACGAUUUACCAGGGGUCACAUCUCACCACGACCUCUACCGUUACAGCCAGUUGCACUACAGCAGUGCCAGGGACGUACGGCUACGUGCCAUUCGACCCUAAUACCUGCAACUUCAACUAUCAUUUCUACCCAAGCUUCACUGGCAACCUUGCCUUUGCCACAAUCUUCGGAUUAAGCACCAUUGUCCACUUGAUCGAAGCAAUCGCGUUUAAAAAGAAAUUCUGCUGGGUGGUCAUUAUGGGAGGGGCAUGGGAGACAGGCGCAUUCAUCGCACGAACACUCGGCUCCCGUGACCAACAAGAGGAACAGUUUGCCUUUUGGGGGGGCUUCUCUUCAUUUUGGCACCACUCUAUUCCGCUGCUGACUGUUGAAUUAGGGGUGAAUGCCUUUGUGUAUAUGACAGUCGCGCGAAUGGUACAUUUCGGCUUUGCCGACAAGCAAAUAUGGAAUAUUAAGGCGACCAAGCUGACCGUCCUCUUCGUUUGGAUCGAUGUCGUCUGUUUUCUCGUCCAAGCCGGAGGGGGUGGCAUGCUGUCAAUUAAAGACGAACCUAACAUAGCCAGAAUAGGCACAAAAGAUACAUCAGGUGCCUCGUUGCAACAACGGCCGAUUGAAGGGUUUAACAUUGGUGAUGUUGGCGGUAUUACUUCUCAUCGUGGUAAAGUAUUACAGGUUCGAACGGUUUAUCGCUUGAUUGAAUUCGGGCCGGGCCUUAAUGCAGACAACCCCCUACUAACCAAGGAAAUCUAUCCCUUCGCCCUCGAUGCGCUUCCGAUGAGCUUGGCACUGACAAUGCUGAACGCGAUGCAUCCUGGCUUCGUUCUACGUGGGACGGAUAGGGAAUUUCCCUCUCUCAGCCGAGCGGAAACAACAGCUAUACAAAGGCAAAAAAAGGAGGAACGCCAACAAUCAAGGGCUACUGACAGUACUCGCAAAAACAGAGAGUAUAUCCGUAUGGAGCAUAUCGGGGAUAUCUACCCCGGCUUUAGAACUUCUGGUGACAAGGGUGAAACGGGAAACAAGGGCCACCCUGGAGCCGCCCAGUCAACCGGCAACCGACCUCUGCGUCAAGCUGAUAAGUGCAUGGAGUCUUAUAGUUAUGGCCGCAUUCAUUGGACCGUUCCCCAUCCCUAUUGCAAUAGUACGUGCUUGAAACAAGCUGCCAUCGUUCCAUUUCCACAGACUCGGGGUACCAAUUUGGCAUCCUUUAAGGCUUAG
Fusarium oxysporum Fo47 is the source of this 1230-nucleotide messenger RNA. RefSeq lists its product as uncharacterized. Gene Ontology annotation, cellular component: membrane. The coding region runs from base 1 to 1230 and encodes 409 amino acids. The transcript has 8 exons. NCBI's taxonomy places the organism in Eukaryota, Fungi, Ascomycota, Sordariomycetes, Hypocreales, Nectriaceae. The record is from RefSeq and is a predicted model, not a curated record.